Molecule: messenger RNA, 1152 nt
Organism: Podospora pseudopauciseta
Lineage: Eukaryota; Fungi; Ascomycota; Sordariomycetes; Sordariales; Podosporaceae
Exons: 4
Coding region: 1-1152 (383 amino acids)
Molecular function (GO): protein binding
Source: RefSeq, a predicted model, not a curated record
AUGUCCUUUGCAGCGGUGGUAAUUGGCAACUAUGUGUACAUCGACGGAGGGGAGAUUACGCAGUUGGAGAACGGCUCAAUCAGUAACCAAGGCCGGAAGACGAUCAACUCGACCCUCUCACUGGACUUGACAAAGUCCUGGAUAACAACCGACGUUACCUUCAAGAGGAUACCCAAAACAGGCCCUAUUAAAUCCAACGUGGUUCUCUGGAAGGACAGCGCGAGAAACGCCUUCUACUCAUGGGGCGGCAACUGGCCAUUCGAGCUCAACAAAACAAAGGCUGAGCUUUGGAGAUUCAACGCCGAUGGCAGCGGCGGUGGAAGAUGGGGUCUUGAAACCCCCUCCAACCCGGAACUCUUCAACAGCCUCAUAUCGGCCGCAAACAUCGCCUACACGACAGUCAACAACACAGGCUACGCACUUGGCGGACGAGCCACCAAAUUGACAACGGUUGAUCGCAAAGACGGCGACGGAAACCAAGCCAUACCUGGAAUGCUCACGUACAACUUCGAUACGAGAGAGUGGACAAACGAAACGGCAAGCACUGGCUUCAGCCCCUUUCCCAGCAUCGCUAGCGCAUCGGCACAAUACGUCCCCACAUUCGGUCCCAGCGGUCUUGUGUUUGUUUUAGGGGGCCACUUGCUCGAUGUAGAUCGCGACUUUCCCUACGCCAACUCUCCUGCGCAACCCUUUGACAACCUUACCUUCUUCGACCCAGUCGCGAAAAAGACUUACUUUCAAAAGGCAACGGGUGAUAUUCCCCCUUCACCGCGAGCUGAUUUCUGUCUGGAGGGACUGCAGAACCCCGAGGGGGGGUAUGAGAUGUUCCUCUUCGGCGGCGUCAACCGAGCCAACAGCAGCACCAAAUACCACGACGCGUACAUCCUCAGCCUGCCCGGAUUCAUUCUGAGCAUCGGCGGCAUGAGAACGACGGAUAUCGAAAAGGAUAAGGCGCCGCAGGGGUUGCUGCUCUUCGACAUGGCCGAGUUGAGGUGGAUGGAUGUUUAUGAUACUACGAUUGGGGCGUAUGAGCGUCAUAAAAAUAUCACGGCGUGGUAUGCCAGCGGGUCGAUGGACAAGAUGCAGUGGUCUUCUGAGGAGGUGAAAGGGUUGUUUGUGAAGCAGGAGGAUGGGGGCGGUAUGUGUCUCUGA